This is a messenger RNA of Moneuplotes crassus, 951 nucleotides long. NCBI's taxonomy places the organism in Eukaryota, Ciliophora, Spirotrichea, Euplotida, Euplotidae. The record is from the annotation of a GenBank genome assembly.
CUUCCCUAUGUUGCUAAAUAUUAUAGAGGAAUCAGGCUAAAUGAGCAGGAACCAACGAGAGAGAAUCUUCAGCUUUGACCGUAACGAGUUCUACAAGAACCCAGAUAAAGGAUUUGAUGUACCCCCUCUGUGUUUUGAGCAACUUGACCAAAAUGGCUGGACUACCUUUGCCAAAGCUAUAUUGACCAAGGAGAAUGGGCUUCAAAAGUAUGUGGAGUAUGCCAAGAAGCACAAAAUGGGGAUCGCCAAGAGAAAAUUAUUCGCAACCUAUGAAAAAUAAACCAACCAAGAAAUUUGUGAAGAUAAGUGAUGAAAAAGAUACCAAGCUUGAUAAAUCUCUGCAAAGCAAGAGAGAGCAUAGUCAGAAGAAACCUAAGAAGAAAUCCUUGCCGAAAUUCAUUUCCCCUAAAAAGAAACUAUGAAAGAAGAGAAACCACUUGCAAGAAGAAAAAGAGCGUAUUAAAAAGAUUCAAAAGAGAAUGAUUCAAGAUAAACAGCUAGCUAAAUAAGUCCAGGAUGAAUCUACUCAAGAAAAAUUAUAACAAAACAGAGCCCAGAGUCUCUCCUGUUAGAAGUCCUAGAUCAGUGUAUUAUAUGAGCGAUAGACUCAACACUCUUGCUCAGCCAAGAGAGAACCAGAAAGAAAAUAGCACUUCCGUAAUGGAUCAAACCAGAAGUCAAUCAAGAAAUUCUCCCCAAACCAACAAACUCGAGUCUAAGGAUGAUGCUGCUGAUGGAGAAUGUGAAGAAGAGGAUGAAAUAAAGCAGUCUCCAUCUCUCCCAUACCUAUACCACAAAGAUAUGGAAUAUUGUUCAGGCGACCCAAAACUCUCCUCACACAAAGAUUCUCACAAAGAUUCUACCUCAGAACCUCUGCUAGAGCCUACGAAAAUCAAGAAACUCAGAGCUGAAGCCAUGAAAAUGAUUUAUUCCAAACAUUAAUCAAUGCAG